This is a messenger RNA of Rubroshorea leprosula, 1943 nucleotides long. Lineage: Eukaryota; Viridiplantae; Streptophyta; Magnoliopsida; Malvales; Dipterocarpaceae. The record is from the annotation of a GenBank genome assembly.
GCAAACAGGCUCUUAACAUGAUUCAUAACGGGCUAACCCAGAAUCUCGAACCUCAAAAAAGGCCCGAGCGACCAACGACGUCUAUACGCACGGAACAUAUCUCAAAAGGGCCCGAUCGCCCCCAUUCAAAAUUCUCUUCCUCUUUCUUUCCUCCCCACGGAGCAUCUCGAUUCACUCUUGAGCUGAAUCGCCGUCGCGCCGGAGUUCAUCCGCGACAUUUCUUGCUAUGGCACCCAUCAAGGCCAUUUUCUCUCUGCAAAGGACAGCUUUGAGGGCAUGCAACAGUGAGAGUUGGGGUAUACGUGUCAGAUCAUUCAGCACUCAAGGUGCAACAACUGCUAGUACUCCACAGCCUCCUCCACCUCCUCCACCUCCAGAGAAAACCCACUUUGGGGAUCUAAAAGAUGAAGAUCGGAUAUUCACCAACUUGUAUGGGUUGCAUGACCGAUUCCUUAAAGGUGCCAUGAAGCGGGGCGACUGGUAUAGAACCAAGGACUUGGUACUCAAGGGUUCUGAUUGGAUUGUCAAUGAAAUCAAGAAGUCUGGUCUACGAGGACGUGGUGGUGCUGGUUUUCCAUCUGGCCUUAAAUGGUCCUUCAUGCCGAAAGUAUCUGAUGGCCGCCCUUCCUAUCUUGUUGUCAAUGCUGAUGAAAGUGAACCUGGAACAUGUAAGGACAGGGAGAUCAUGAGGCACGAUCCGCAUAAACUAUUGGAGGGAUGUUUGAUUGCUGGCGUAGGAAUGAGGGCUAGUGCUGCUUAUAUCUACAUACGAGGUGAAUAUGUAAAUGAACGUAAGGCCCUUGAAAAGGCGAGAAAAGAAGCUUAUGAAGCUGGACUGUUGGGAAAGAAUGCAUGUGGAUCAGGUUAUGAUUUUGAUGUUCAUAUCCACUAUGGUGCUGGUGCUUAUAUUUGUGGGGAAGAGACAGCUCUUUUGGAGAGCCUUGAAGGGAAACAAGGAAAGCCAAGAUUGAAGCCUCCUUUCCCUGCUAAUGCUGGAUUGUAUGGCUGUCCCACCACUGUCACUAACGUGGAAACUGUGGCUGUUUCACCCACAAUUUUAAGGCGUGGACCAGAGUGGUUUGCUAGUUUUGGGAGGAAGAAUAAUUCUGGGACAAAAUUGUUUUGCAUAUCAGGUCAUGUGAAUAAGCCCUGCACGGUGGAGGAGGAGAUGAGUAUACCACUUAAGGAGUUGAUAGAGAGGCACUGUGGAGGUGUAAGAGGUGGAUGGGAUAAUUUACUUGCAGUUAUACCAGGUGGUUCAUCUGUCCCCCUUAUUCCCAAGAACGUAUGUGAUGAUGUGCUGAUGGAUUAUGAUGCACUAAAGGCUGUGCAGUCAGGACUGGGGACUGCUGCUGUGAUUGUGAUGGAUAAAUCAACUGAUGUUGUAGAUGCAAUUGCAAGGCUCUCUUACUUCUACAAGCACGAAAGCUGUGGGCAGUGCACACCAUGCAGGGAAGGCACAGGGUGGUUAUGGAUGAUCAUGGAGAGAUUGAAAGUUGGUAAUGCAAAGUUGGAAGAGAUUGAUAUGCUUCAGGAGGUCACAAAGCAGAUUGAGGGGCACACAAUCUGUGCUUUGGGUGAUGCAGCAGCUUGGCCUGUGCAGGGUCUUAUUAGGCAUUUCAGGCCAGAGCUUGAGAGAAGGAUCAGAGAGCGUGCAGAGAAGGAGUUGCUGGAGGCUUCUGCUUAGGUUUCUAUAUAUAACUCAGGGAGUUUCCCAUGCUAGUUGCUAUUCUGAAUAAAAUUUUUGUAACCAAAACUUGGAGGAUACGAGACACAACCAUCUGCGAAUCUGUUAGUUUUCUGUUUCCCCUUUCAAGAUACAUUACCAAUGACUGUUUUCCAUUGUGGAAAUAAUAAAUAUGUUUUAUGUCUAGGCAAAAAUGAUAUAUAUACUUGAGCCAUUUCUUCAUGUUUCCCGGAGGACAUAAAUCAUCUUAGGCUCC